Molecule: messenger RNA, 2062 nt
Organism: Portunus trituberculatus (swimming crab)
Lineage: Eukaryota; Metazoa; Arthropoda; Malacostraca; Decapoda; Portunidae
Exons: 3
Coding region: 167-769 (200 amino acids)
Source: RefSeq, a predicted model, not a curated record
AGGAGGAGGAGGAAGCACAGAGAGGAGGAGGAAGAGGAGGAGCGGGGAGGUGUAAUCGCCACGGAAGGAAAGGUCGCGACGGGGAAUAAAUACGACGGAAGAUGAGGAGGAGGCACAGUUCCAUCCGAGACUUCAGGCAGCUCACAAGCGGGGAUAACUGAGUACCAUGUGGAAGGAAAUACUGCUAGUUGGCUUCGCGAGUGUCGCCCUGCGUCAGGCAGAGGCGGACGGAGGAGCAGAGAGCUUGCCCUUCCACGGAUUCCUCCCCGUAGAAUACAUCAGAUCCAAACAGCCCCGUGGCGACAACCAGCCCAACGACGUGUACCAACAUCUGCAGCCCAAAGCCAUCCUGCAAAACGACGAGGACGUGUACUACCCUCCCACCCUCAUCGGCUUCGGGCUGGAGCACGGCCAGGACCCUGAAGAACGCGUCUACAAGGUCUACUCCAAGCAAGAGGUCGAGGAGUUGAGGAGGAGGCAACAGAGCAAGCACGGCAAGCACGCCAAGGGAGGCAAGGGAGGCCACCACAGCAAGGGAGAUCACGGCAAGGCUAUCCACAACAAGCCUGUCCCCCCACCCCCAGCCCCCGAUCACCAACAGCAGCCUUCCCUCCCCCACCCUCCUCCCCAACACAACCACCACCUCAGUCAAGAGAGGUUCCCUGCCCCUUCAUCUGAGCACCAUAUCUCUUACCCCAGCCAUCCCCCUCCCCCACCCCAGUACCACCCUAAGGCAGUCUUUCCCCCAUCCCUCCCUCACCGCGGGUAAGCCUCAAUCACCUCUUUCUCCACUGUAAAUACUCUCUGUGGCUUCAUCCUUCCUGACGUCCCUGCCUCGCUCUUCUCAUCGUACCACAAAUCGCCCUUCCUCUAGGAAGACUUCCGCCAAAAUCAGACCACCAUGCACCGCCUCGCUAGUGGUCCCAGAGCCAUGAUAAUGCCGCGACUUUCAUUCUACCUCUUCUUACAAACCCUAAAAGGCGCCAUGACUGUUGUUGUGGCACUCUAAUUCUUCUCCCUCCCAUGUAUCAAAUCAUCGUCCUCGCUCCCUUUACAUUCGUAUUCAAUCUCCGGGAGUCACCGAGUCACUUCCAUAUCGCCUUCACUCCUUUGUCAUCGCCGGUAAGGUCUUCAUCCUCUCUUAGCGGGAAGAUACACACGGACCUUCACGUUUUCUCGGUCACGCAGCACAAGUGUAGGAUGCUCAAACUAAUGUGCUUUGCUUACCUCCAUCUGGGAUGUCCUCGAGCCGAGAGAGAGAGCCAGGCUACACCAGAAUCCUGUCGCUCACGUGCGUCGCAGCGAAAGUCAGUCUCUUUGCGGCUCAUACCAUCCCAGAGUGGAGAGUUCCCAAGUACUGUUUGAGUCUGAAUAUCCUUGCGUGCUGAGACUGAACACUCAUCCCAUCAUUAUCUCAUCACCAUCGCACUGUUCCGUCUUCUCAUUCAUCUUUGUCUAACGGGUAGCAUCCCACGGCGCAGCUCAUCCUAAAUGGGAAUAUUCCUGCAUGCAGAUCCUUCACCAGCAUGGAACAUCAACAAUGACGUCUACGAUAUUGAGCUCUCUAGCAAAACCCGCCGUGAGAUGCCAUCCAAGUUGACAACAGUGCUGAUGUUAACAUUGUAGAGUGGCAUGUGAUCCGCUGACUCUCCUGCGAUAGUGUUUUGUUUCUCCAGCAGCAUCAUCAUCGCUCUAUCUGUACUCCCGUUACGUGUGACCUCCCACCUUCCAUCUCUCCCCCGUGCCUCCUCCCCUGCUCCUCGUCAGUGGCUGAACGAUAAAGCAUUGCAAUGGGCAUUCUUUGCUCUAUUUGUGAUAUUACAUUUACGUAUUUAUGUAUAUCUGUAUAGCUGUAUGGUUGUACAUAAGUUGAGUAUGUUGUAAUUUAUGUAUCAUUUGGUGUGAUACGCAUUAUAUAUAUAAAUAAAAAGGGCCCUAAAAAACAAAAGAAUGUGUGAUGAUAUAUAUAUGUGUGUUUAACGUCGUGAACAAUAUUCCGGCAUAAAAGUCUCGAAAAUAUUCUAUAAAAAAGCUGUCUUUGUUUACAACUAUUAUAUUUUUA